This is a messenger RNA of Meloidogyne enterolobii, 534 nucleotides long. The record is from the annotation of a GenBank genome assembly. NCBI's taxonomy places the organism in Eukaryota, Metazoa, Nematoda, Chromadorea, Rhabditida, Meloidogynidae.
AUGUGUGAAAAAUAUGAAAAGAAAAAAUUAGUUUUUAUGAGUAGUGCAACAGUUUAUGGAGUGCCUAAAGAAUUGCCGGUAACUGAGAAUAGCUCUACUGGGGUUGAUAUUACAAAUCCUUAUGGUUGGGCUAAAUUUAUGGUUGAACAAAUACUUCGGGAUGUUUGUAAAAGCUCUAAGGAUUGGUGUAUAAUAAUUCUGAGAGCAUUUGAUCCUGCUGGUGCCCAUCCAAGUGGACUUUUAGGAGAUGAUAUAAAUUCUGAAGGCCCAAAGCAUUUAAUGCCUUUAAUUGCUUCCGUUGCUCUUGGAAAAAGAAAAGCAAUAAAUAUUUGUGGAAAUACAUUUCCAACACGUGAUGGUUCUGGAAGUAGAGAUUUUGUUCAUGUUUGUGAUGUAGCUUUAGCUAUAGUAAAGUCUGUUGAAAGAAUUGAAUUUUUUAAUGAAAAUAAAGAAGAAAAUAAAGAAUAUUUUAAUGAAAAUGGAAAAAUAAUUGGUGAAGGAGAAAAUGAAAAUUAUAUUGAAGUUGGUAAAUAA